AUGGCUGAAUCUUAUAAAUCAUAUGUACAGCAAUUGCUGCAUAAUGGAUUAAAAUCACGAAAAAAUUCUUUUUUUGAUCAUAUUGAUGGAAAAUUAUUAAUUGAACAAUCACAGAGAAAUGUUCGUUAUAAAAUUGAACAGCAGAAUCGAAAUAUGGGAAAUUGUAUUAAUUUUGGUCGUGGGAAAUCUUCUAAAUUACAGAAGAAUCAAGUGCCUAAUUCACCUUUAUCAGUUAAUUCACAACAACAGCCGAUUAUUUCACCAUCAUCAGUACAAUUUUCGAUUAAUAAUUCAAAUACUAAUGGAAUCACUACACCUUCAUCAUCAGGUGUUUCAAGUGCAUCAUCAUCAACAACUUCAGCAAUUGUUUUAAAAUCUACUAAUGAAAAUACUCGUUUUCAAUAUGUGGCUAUAUUUGAUUAUGAUGCAAGAACAAAUGAUGAUUUAACAAUAAGAAAAAAUGAUCUACUUGAAAUAACGCUUAGAAAAAAUGCGGCAUGGUGGAAAGCUAAAAAUGAAAAUGGAAAAGAAGGUUGGAUUCCAUCAAAUUAUGUUGCAAAAAAAGAUAGUUUAGAAUCAGAACCAUGGUAUUUUAAAUCAAUACGUCGAAUUGAUGCUGAAAAACAAUUGAUGUCAGAUGUUAAUGAACAUGGAAGUUUUCUUAUUCGAGAUAGUGAAACAAAGAAGACUGAUUUUUCUCUUUCAAUUCGUGAUAAUGAUUCCGUCAAACAUUAUCGAAUACGUCAAAGUGAAGAUGGUCGAUAUUAUAUAGCACGUCGAACAACAUUUCCUAAUCUACCUGAACUUGUAAUUCAUUAUACUAAAACGUCAGAUGGUUUAUGUGUAAAUUUAAGACAACCCUGUGUACAUAUUAUUAAACCUGAACCAGACGGUUUAUCACAUAAUCUUGUUGAUAAAUGGGAAAUAUUACGACGUGAAAUAAAACUAAUUCGACGUCUUGGUCAUGGACAAUUUGGUGAUGUUUGGGAAGGUGUUUGGAAUGAUAAUGUAUCUGUUGCAGUUAAAACACUUAAACCAGGUUCAAUGAAUCCAACUGAUUUCUUGGCUGAAGCUUCAAUGAUGAAACGAUUACGACAUCCUAAUCUCAUCCAAUUAUUUGCUGUUUGUACAAUUGAAGAACCAAUUUAUAUAAUUACUGAAUUAAUGAAAAAUGGAAGCCUAUUAGAUUAUUUACAAAAUCCACGUAGUCGACAAUUGAAAAUUCCAGCUUUAGUAUAUAUUGCUACACAAAUUGCACGAGGAAUGGCUUAUUUAGAACAACAAAAUUAUAUUCAUCGAGAUCUCGCAGCUCGAAAUGUUCUUGUCGGUGAUGAUAAUGUUGUUAAAAUAGCGGAUUUUGGUUUAGCAAGAAUAAUUAAGGAAUAUGCUGGUGGUAUGUAUGAAGCAAAAGAAGGCACAAAAUUCCCCAUUAAAUGGACUGCACCUGAAGCUGCACUUUAUAAUCGAUUUACAAUUAAGAGCGAUGUUUGGUCUUAUGGUAUUCUAUUAACAGAAUUAGUAACAUUUGGUCGUACUCCAUAUCCUGGUAUGACAAAUGCGGAAGUAUUACGACAAGUUGAUCAAGGUUAUCGUUUACCACAACCACCAAAUUGUCCAGCAACACUUUAUACAAUCAUGCGUGAAUGUUGGCAUGCUCAACCAGAAAAUCGACCAUCAUUUAGUACAUUACAAUAUCGUCUUGAAAAUGAAUAUAACGGCGAAAAUCCUGAAUUUAGCAAUUAG
This is a messenger RNA of Adineta steineri, 1743 nucleotides long. Lineage: Eukaryota; Metazoa; Rotifera; Eurotatoria; Adinetida; Adinetidae. The record is from the annotation of a GenBank genome assembly.